AUAGAAGACGUCACGCCAGACAACAUCAGGAAGUCGACCACUACUUCUCAAUCAUCAGUGACGUUCUCUCGGUGUCUUUAAAAAUUUAUGUCUCCCUGGCUUGACCAGGCAUUGCAGAAACCUGGACCCUCACUGUCGAUGGGAAGCUGUCUGACGACUUUUCCCUUCCAUGUAGAGGAAGUCAAAAGGUAGAUGGCAGCUUUUGCUGAGCAGCACAGGGCCUCAGGAUGGUGCUGAUCACCUCAGGUCCACCUGGAGUCUAGCACCAUCCGCUUCCUGGAUAGGGUAGCCUAGUGGUUAGAGCGUUGGACUAGUAACCGCAAGGUUGCAAACCCCUGAGCUGACAUGGUACAAAUCUGUCGUUCUGCCCCUGAACAGGCAGUUAACCCACUUUUCCUAGGCCGUCAUUGAAAAUAAGAAUUUGUUCUUAACUGACUUGCCUAGUUAAAUAAAAGGUCAAUUUAAAAAACUUCAGCCGUGGCCAACACGGAGCCUCUUCGGCAGAGUACUUACUAGAGUCCGGCUACGCUGUGAUCUUCCUGCACAGACACCGCUCCUUCACUCUGGGAUUAAUCUGCUGGACAGCUGCACUUCCCAACAUUGGCAAAGUCCUGAUGCGUUACCGGGCGGUAAAAGAGGCACAGCUUUUUCUGCCUGUGGAGUUCAGCACCCUGUCUGAGUACCUGCACCACCUCAAAGCUGCAGCACAGGCACUCAGACCCAUAGGGUCCAAGGCCAUGUUCUAUUUGGCUGCAGCAGUGUCAGAUUUUUACAUUCAAGCAUCAGAAAUGCCAGAGCACAAAAUCCAGUCCUCCAAUGGACCACUUCAGAUCAGUAUGAAGAUGGUCCCCAAGAUGUUGUCGCCGCUGAUGGACUGGGCUCCACAGGCAUUUGGGAUUUCCUUCAAGCUGGAGAUGGACCCGUCCAUCCUGCUGGACAGAGCUCGGCGGGCACUGGAACAGGCUGUGGUGGCCAGCGUACUGGACACCAGACGAGGUUAUGUAGUGGUGGUGACCCCUUACACUCAGGCCGAGCUAGUACUUAAGGAUGAGGAAGCAAGCAGAGAUGUGGAGAUCGAGGACAGUAUUGUCAGUAACCUGACCAGAGCUCACGGCCAAAUCAUAACCCAACAAGACUGAGACCCCAGAGGUGUUUUCAUUAGUUGCAAUGGAAACUUCACUCCAAACAGAAAACGUUAUGCAACAAAAACAAGUUACAACUGGACAAAUUCAUGGACGUACCUCCCCGUUUGAUAUGUUUGCUUCCUAGAGUAAGAUCGCUUCUCACAGAAUCUGACUAAUGAAUACACUCCAGUAAACUGUGCUGCUUACUGGGAGGGCUGGCUUUGGUGGUCCGAUGAAACACACUAAAGUGUCGUACAAGUCCCUGGGGCAGGGCACUAGCUCUACUGUCUUCUGAAAUCUUAAUUCAUGCUUGUCUAGUUUGGAUCUUUAUUUUAUCUUGCAGGGCUUCCACCGUCCGAGAUCAGACAUCCAUGUGCAUAUGUAGGUUUCAGUACACACUGCCUUUAAAAUCAAACAUUUACAUCAUCACAGCAAAACAAUCCUUGAUCACCUUAACUUUAAGUAUCAUACCAUCUUAUGUCACAAGGCAGAUUACAAAAAUAUUGGUUGUGGAAUGAUAAUGCCAACCAAUGAAUUGACUUCACCUCAUAGCAGUUUGUCAGAGUAAUAUCACAGACAGAGUACAUCAGUAAAGUAACAGACUCGGAACAUUAAACCUUAACCGUAUGUUGGUAUUUUAUGUGCUGGACAAAUCAACUCCACAGAGGGAACUGGCAACAGUCUUCCUUGAAGGCAUGACACCCCAUACAGCUAGCUAUCAGUGAUUGUGUAAUUUACUUGCAAAUGUGUGGAAACGGUUUGGUUGGUUAUUUGAGUUUGAUACUAAGUCCAGCACGAAUAGCAGACAGCUCUCCACUGUAUCUUGUCUUCAUGAACCUGGAAUACAUUCAAGAUUUUAAUGUAGGUUUUUUUCAAAAAUACACUUGGAAUUCAAUUUGAUCCAUAAUUGACACUAGUUAAAUUAUACAAGUUGUCAAUUUUGCUAUCAAAUACUGUAUAUCAUAUCAGCAUACACACUACAAAGCAGGAUCAAUGAGUUAGCCAGAUAACUUGCCUCAAUAUUCUGAACUAAUAAAUAACUAAGCUUGCAAUGGGCUAUGGUCUAAUUAACUCAACCUAAGUUUAUUUUUCUAAAUGAUUCAGAAAAUCAACAGUUAUUUCUGGUUGUUAAUCAAAGUAAGCUGGCUAACUCAUUGGUUCUGCUUUGUAGUAUACCCCUCAGAGGUCCUGAAAGAUGUGCCUGCAGGAGGUGGAAGUAAUGCCUGCAAAACACUUAUCAUACAUUGGAUUUGUAUACAUUUUAUACACUGCAACUUCAAGUUUCAAAUGUAGUCUACAAACUUGUCCCUUUAUGCGGAUCUUGGCUCGUCUGAAAUUCUCUCUGUUUGACUCUGGGAUUGCGGUCAGUCUUCCUCUUCGGUGUAAACCCUUUGUUCUUGGCCAAUAGCGGAAAGGAUCGAGCAGCAUGUACAAAUUAGACAAAAGGUUUAAACCGGGAAGGGAAUACUCUAACAUAUAAAGUACUAGAAUAAUCUGAUGAAGGUCAUGAUUUGAAGUACUGGGUGAAAAUGUUCUCUUAAUAUUGUGCUUUGUACAAUGAGUAUGGAAACAAGAGACAUGGUAACAAGUAAAUAUUGUACAUGAAG
This is a messenger RNA of Oncorhynchus masou masou (cherry salmon), 2731 nucleotides long. Its product is annotated as phosphopantothenate--cysteine ligase-like. The record is from RefSeq and is a predicted model, not a curated record. Lineage: Eukaryota; Metazoa; Chordata; Actinopteri; Salmoniformes; Salmonidae.